This is a messenger RNA of Solea senegalensis (Senegalese sole), 8489 nucleotides long. It is a transcript of the gene atg2a, whose product is annotated as autophagy related 2A. Gene Ontology annotation, molecular function: phosphatidylinositol-3-phosphate binding. The transcript has 42 exons. Lineage: Eukaryota; Metazoa; Chordata; Actinopteri; Pleuronectiformes; Soleidae. The record is from RefSeq and is a predicted model, not a curated record. Gene Ontology annotation, biological process: autophagy of mitochondrion; piecemeal microautophagy of the nucleus; autophagosome assembly. The coding region runs from base 372 to 6461 and encodes 2029 amino acids. Gene Ontology annotation, cellular component: phagophore assembly site; extrinsic component of membrane.
UGGCGUAUGAUAACAAUAAACAACCCCGAAACAAGAGAUACGCACCAGCGGGACCUGUCGCUCUAAAUCAACGCAAACGUACCGAAAAUAUGAACCGAAACAGCUUCACACCAUUGGAGUAGCGUCUCGACAAGUAGCACGGGAGCCUCGUCCGCCCUGACACAAAGUAUUUUCUUGUUUUUUGUGUCAAACCUAGGGGAGAAGUACGAGUUACGGUUCACCCCUUCCUUAGCCCCUUGUAGCUAGCCGUGGCUCAUUCCUUGUAUUUGCACACUUUGUGUUAAGUCUGUUAUGCAGUUGCCAGAGGACUGCGGUCGCACUUGUUCUCCUUCGCCACCUCUUCGCUCCCUCUCCCCGCUCUCUCUGGCCCUAUGUCUCGCUGGCUCUUCCCCUGGUCAGGCUCAAUCAAGAAGCGGGCCUGUCGGUACCUCCUGCAGCACUAUCUCGGUCACUUUUUACAGGAGAGACUGAGCUUGGACCAGCUGGGCUUGGACUUGUACAACGGCAGCGGUGUUAUCAAGGAAAUCAACCUCGAUGUGUGGGCGGUCAAUGAGUUCUUGGAGUCCCUGGGAGCUCCUCUGGAGAUAGUCGAUGGCUUUGUGAGCAGCAUUGCAGUCACCAUCCCCUGGCAAGCUCUCCUGACUGACCACUGCACCUUAGAAAUCUCUGGUCUUCAGAUAACAUGUCGACCAAAGUACCGGACCAGCGGGGGUUGGGAUUCUCAGACCUGGUCAUCCAGCAUGACCUCCAGCAUGCAGCUGGCUCAGGAGUGCCUGAAAGACCCACCAGAGGCAUCCGAGGAGCCGCCUGCCCCACUAGAAGGGCUAGAGAUGUUUGCACAAACCAUUGAGACGGUCCUUCGUCGUAUCAAAGUCACCUUUUUGGACACUAUUGUCCGCAUCGAGCAUCAGCCCCUGGACCUGGAAACAGGCGUUGCCUUAGAGGUGCACAUUAAACGGCUGGAGUAUUUUGAUGAGGCUGUGCGAGAUCCAGCGAGCCAGGCUGCUGCGCCUGUCGACAUCCACCAGCCACCUGCCUUCCUGCACAAGAUCCUCCAGCUGAGCACUGUGCAGCUGUUUUAUGACAGCGCUGGCAUAGUACAGGAUCUGCCUGAGGAGAAACAUCCAGAUUUAGCCACUGCAAGUGAAGGAGAUGAGGAGCAAGAAGAAGAAGAAGAAGAAGAUGAUGACGAUGAUGAGGAGGAGGAGGAGGAGGAGGAGGAGGAGAAGAAAGAGACUAAUCCUUUGGCUGCUUCUUCUUGUUCUCCCUCUCAGCCUUUGCUCAUAGGAAGCUGCUCCGGUUUUAUUGAGACCACAGUCAAGAUCAAACAGAACGACAUGCUGCCUGGACCAAAGUUGGAGUUGGAUGGCAAAGUGGGCUGUGUCCACAUGCUGCUGACUCCAGAUCAAAUAACUCAUCUGACAGACUUACUGGCAGCUCUCUGCAUAGACACUGAGCCAGAAUCUAAGUGUGGUGGUGUCCACAGCCGCCCGUUAGACUCAGACGACCUUCGUCUGAUUGAGGAAGACCUCAGUAAGCAGCUGGGUUCCAGCCCCAGAGACAGAGAGUGGGAUGAAGAGCCUGACCUGGAGCCUUUUGUCACCGGCCUGGAGAAUGGAGAAAUGUUUUUUUCUAUGGGUCCGACUGGGAUGAACAGCAGCGUGACGUCUGUGCGCUCGGGCAGCGAGCUAUCAGACAGUGAUAUGGAAUCCUCCACACACAGUCUCGUAAGCCUCACACAGCCUGCUGCACUGUCUUCACAGGGCAUGAUGAACUGUCCCAGACGAUAUCCAGUAGCAGGUUGUCUUUCAAAUCUACCACAGGCCAGCAGUCGGAGCAGAGGACGUUCACACAGCGUUCAGGCAGAGCAGCUAAAGCCUGACUCUUUGCUGCGACUGACACUUGGAGGGCUCACCCUAACCCUGCUUCAGGAGGAACCGUCCAGUAGUCUUGACAGAGGCUCGUCCUUGGCUCAGGUGUCGCAGGUGUUUUUUCGGGAGUUAGCCUUCUUCAAAGACGGCAUGUUCAGUGAGAGAGACUUCCACCAUCUGAGAGCUGGCUUUACCAAGGCCUGUCCACACUCUCAUAUCAGAUUGACAGGAGCAGCAGUGCAGGUUGCUUGUGAGAUGCGAAGUGGGAGACGCCGCAGUAGAGCCGUGACCUCUGACCUGUCCUUCAGCAGACUGGAGCUGUUGGAGUGUCUCUGGGAAGGUGGAAAACCUCAGUAUAGCGAGUUGCUUCAGUUCCAGAAAUCUGGCCUGUUCUCAAUUGGAACUGCAGCCAGACCAUGUGCCCAACUACACUACAGCCUCAGUGAAAAACACCUGCGCAGGGGUAAACAGCGGGUCUUGCGUCGGGACAGUGUGGUGAGGGUGGAGCUGGCAGAGCUGAGUACUGAGCUGGACCUGGACUUCAUUAGUCGCCUGCAGAACCUGAGCAAAGCCUUCAGCCACUGUCCCUCAGAGACAGGACCAGGAGUUUCACAGACCCAGACCACCGAACUUUACUCCUCCUUCACCCUCCUUUCACCAAAUGCUGUCCUGCGGCUCCGUUUCCCCAUACCUGACCUCGGACCCCUCCCUACACGUCGACCUCCUACUCAGAGAGCAGUGCGACAGGAGAUCUUGGUCCUGGAGCUGAUGGAGCUAGAGUUGAAGCAUCAAGAGGCCCCGGACCUCCAGGGUGGCCAGACCACCCCAGGACAGCCACUUGCUCCCUGCCUCACCCAGCUACUGGAGGCUUCCUUUACUGACCUGCACGGGUCAUAUGAGGGCUGGGAGGGCGGCUCUUUCCCCUGUAUCAGAGUGAAGAAGAACCGCGACUCUUUACCAAGGAUAGUGGUACAUGUACGUGGAGGUGAGGCUCAGUGCCCGGCAGCUGGUCUGAGUGGGACAAACCUGGGCCUCAUCAGGGACCUGGGAGCUGCUUUCUUUGAAAGUCACUGUGAAAUCAACGACAAAACCAGCUCCCCAUUCUCUUCCAACCGCACCAUGUUUGAAACUGAGGAGAUGGUGAUUCCAGCUGACCCAGAGGAGAUGCGUCAGUUUCAGGCACAGUGUGUUGCUCAGUGCCAGUGUGCUGUGGACAUCACCCUGCCACUGGCUUACAUCCUCCUGCCCAGCAAACAAGCCUAUCAGAGCAUCUACAACAGAAUCAACAAUGAUCUGUUGAUGUGGGAGCCUCCUCCCCCUCCUCCCUCCUCAGGCCACAGCCCCAACCACAAUCUCCAUCGUCCGGAUGAGUUCCAGCUCUGCAAGUCAGCUUUCAGACUGGACUCUGAUUCAGAAGAGGAUGAGCCACAUUUCUACAUGGCCAAUGACUCAGCUGGAAGGACACAACAGUCGGCUCCAAGCUUCAACCAUAACCUCAGCCUCCUCUCCCUCACUGUGAUCAUUGGCAAAGGACGCCUUCAGGCUAGAACAGACAGGAAGGAGGAUGAGAGUCAUGGGGAGAUUGUACUCGACCUAGAAGGAGGGAAGAUAUUUAGUGUAGCGCAACACCAGAAUGACCCAAAUCUCAAUUUCUUGUGUCUGGAGAGCAAACGAGUGGAGCUCUACCACAAAGCAGUAGUGAAGGACACCCCCAUCCCUCAACGAUUGGAAAUGCCGAGCUUCACUCCCCCAAAACACUUGGACCCUACCAUCUACCAGACUGAGGCCGGGGUUAGCUGCAUGAGUGGCAGAGAGGGGGAGCUACAGAUGUUAUCCACCGCCAUCAAAAUCACACUGGACGCCCAGAAGAAUGUCAAGGAGUUCCUAGUUGCCCUACGACUUCAGGGUGCCACCAUGCGACAUUACAUGACACAGAGCAGUCAGAGCUGGCAUGAGCAGCUGGUUGACUUCCUGGAUGUUAUUGAUGAACCCAUUCUGGGAUACACAGCACCUGUUGUCAUCACUGUUCUCCACACACACCUUGCUACCUGUGCGGUUGACUACAGACCUCUAUAUCUGCCACUGAGAGUGUUAUUCACAGCAGAGUCCUUCUCUCUGUCCAGUAAUAUCAUUGUAGACACUGCCACCUUCCACCUCAGGUUCAUCCUGGAUGACUCUGCUCUCUACCUCUCUGACAAAUGUGAGACUGACAUCGUUGACUUGAGGAGAGAUUACAUGUGUGUCCUGGACAUUGACCUGCUGGAGCUCGCCAUCACCACGUGGAAAGGCAGUGAUACGGGUAAACUGUCUCAGCCCCUCUUUGAGCUCCGUUGCUCCAACAAUGUGGUCCAUCUCCACUCUUGUGCUGAUUCCUGCGCCGCCCUCAUUAAUCUGCUGCAGUACCUGAUCUCCCAGGGUGACCUCCACCCACCGCCACGACACACCUCGCCCACUGAGAUUGCUGGGCAGAAAUUGCCACUGUCAGAAACUCCUGCCUUUGUGCUGCCCUGCCCUCCAGCUGAAACCGCUGAGAUCAACCAGUACGACCUGGCUGAUGCCUUAAUUGACACAGAGAGGAGCCACAGAGAAGAAAGUUUAGAUCCAGGUUCACCCUCCACGCAAAGAGGCUCACCUGUCUCUGUCUACCUCUUCCCUGGAGAAGCUUCAAAGCACAACUCCUCUGUCCUGCAGCAGGAGGACUCUGAACUGGAUGGAUUGGUUGCCACAGCAACAGAGGCUCAAGCAGAUAUGAUGUUGGAAGAUGGCUCGGAUGGCUCCACUGACAACGAUGACUUCUGCAUCCUGGAGGCUCCUGGCAUGGGCAUUCCUUCAAAGGAUGGGGAGCCUGUGGUGACGGUCCUGUCCCAGGGGCCCAUCAAGGUGAAGGACAGUCACUUCUCGAGGCCUAGAGGCAGCUCAGACCUGCUGCGAGCCCCCAGCCGCUUCCCUGUGCCCCAAAGCAGGGUGGUGCUGCGGGAGAUCUCUGUGGUCUGGCAUCUGUAUGGGGGCAAGGACUUCGGAGGCAAGACCAUGUCCUUACACACUCAGCAGACAAACAGAGGUCGAUCAGUCCCUGCUGGCGUCCGUGGAUCCCCGUCUCGCGCUGCUGCUUCCUCUCGUCCACAGAACUCCUGGCGGUGGGCAGGAGGCAGCGGUCGUCAGCACACGCUGCUGAUGGAGAUCCAGCUCACCAAGGUGUCCUUCCAGCAUGAGUCCUACCAACUGCCAGCAGCAGGGCAGGAUGGUGAGGGGUCAGUGGCACCUGUGGUCGGAGUUGGUCCCGGCAGUGAGCAGCCAAUCUCCAGGCAGGUGUUCAUCGUCCAAGAGCUGGAAGUCAGAGACCGACUGGCCUCCUCACAGAUCAAUAAAUUUCUCUACCUCUACACCAGCGAGAGCAUGCCCCGCCGAGCCCACUCCAACAUGCUGACAGUAAAGGCCCUGCAGUUGUGUCCAGAGUCUGGCCUCGGUGGUCCAGAAUGCUGCCUUCGGGUCAGCUUGCUGCCACUACGACUUAAUAUUGACCAGGAUGCACUUUUCUUCCUCAAGGACUUUUUCAGUAAUUUGGCUUCCUCUGUUAACCCUUAUCUGCCUGUGGACUCUGCAACUGAAGUUAAAGCAGACCAAUCCCAGAAGGCUUCUGAAGAGGCGGAGGCAGCUGCUGGUUUGGGUCCUGACCUCACAGCUUCUGUGGAAACUACCUACAGUGAGCAGAGCUCCUCCUCUGCUGGCUCCACUUCCUCCUCUGACCAGCCAAUAUACUUCCGGGAGUUUCGUUUCACCUCCGAAGUGCCCAUCUGGCUGGACUAUCAUGGCAAACAUGUUGUCAUUGACCAGGGAACGUUUGCAGGGAUCCUGAUAGGCCUGGCUCAGUUAAACUGUUCUGAGCUGAAGCUAAAGAGGCUCUGCUGCAGACACGGUCUCCUUGGUGUUGACAAAGUGAUACAGUAUGCUGUCACAGAAUGGCUUACUGACAUCAGGAAGAAUCAGCUGCCAGGCAUUCUGGGAGGCGUUGGUCCUAUGCACUCUGUUGUUCAGCUGUUCCAUGGAGUGAGGGAUCUGUUCUGGUUGCCCAUAGAGCAGUACAGAAAAGAUGGACGCAUUAUCCGAGGUCUCCAGAGGGGGGCAGCGUCCUUUGGCACCUCAACAGCAUCUGCUGCUCUUGAGCUCAGUAACAGACUGGUGCAGGCCAUACAGGCUACAGCAGAGACCGUGUACGACAUCCUUUCUCCCACGCCUCCUCUGAAUCGCUUCGCAAUCACUGAGGGUCGGGCUCCCACCAGCCGACCACGGAGAGCCGCGCAACCCGCAGACCUCCGAGAAGGUGUUGCCAAAGCCUACGACACUGUCAGAGAGGGAGUGAUUGACACAGCUCAGACCCUGUGUGAUGUAGCAUCCCGUGGCCAUGAACAGAAGGGUCUGCCUGGUGCUGUGGGCGGCGUCCUGCGGCAGAUCCCACCCACUGUAGUACGACCCUUGAUAGUGGCCUCUGAAGCCACCUCCAAUCUGCUCGGUGGCAUGAGGAACCAGAUCAAACCAGAUGCCCGCAAGGAGGACUUCCUGAAGUGGCGUAUUGAAGAGGGUCAAGAAUGACAAUGACUUUUUUCUGUCUGUGUGAGAGAUAAUGAAUGAAUGUGUGUGAGAGUGUAAGUGAGUGUGAGAGAGUUUAGUGAAAUUAUAAUUUGGGAAAAGUCUGAGUCAAGGGAGUGAGUCGAGGGUUUGAAUGUGUUUGCAUGUGUGUAUGAUCUAAAGAGAGUUAGAGUUUGCUCCAAUGCAAAAACAAAGCAAAGACUAAUUACUACUGCAGUUACUAACACACAGUGUUUUAUGUGGCUCCAACAUACAUGGAUGUACCAAAUUUAACUUGUUUGUUCUACAUUCAGCAAGAGCUCCCCUCAUGUUGCUCUCAGUUAUACGCUAGCCCUUAGAUGUUGUGUGCAAAUAUCUCACCAUCACGCUCAUCUGACUGAUUUUCAGUCCAUCCUAAGAUGGGAAGAACUUUCACUCUCAAGGUUUUAAUUUUUGCGAACGAUAAAAGAUUGUGGGCACUCCAUGCCCUAUGAUUUUGUUGCUUUAAACUGUUUUCUUCUCUUAAAAUGGAAUGAAAAUAGUCAAAGGACAUCACAAAAGCACUUUAGCAGCAGUGUUAAGAACAACCGUACGACCAAGCUGUGUGAAGUUUUGGUCUUUUAUUUUUGAACUUUUUAAAAGCAGGUGAACAUAGAACAGAAAUCUCAGAUCCACCUCAAUAUCAGUUCACCUUUUUGGGGCAGUGCGUGCUGACAGGAUAUUUUAGAUAAUGAGUGUUGGGCUGACGCUGAGUUCACACUGAUCUGCUUUGUCUCGCACAGCUCUGUUCACACACGCAUGUGUCAACAGCAGAGCUUCUGCUAUGUUUUACAUAGGAUUUCCCCUUUGAAAAUCAGUAAAUAUACUCUGUUAUCAACUUAACACCCGGACUUCAGUAUGAAGCUGUGCAUCUGUCUGUUUCAGAAUUAAGUUGUAUUGGAAAAUUGAUUGGAGUCAGGGAACCAUGAGUGUGUUUUUAUGACAUAUGCGAAAGAUGUAGGCAUUGAAACUGUGAAAGAAAAUAUGUUUCACUGUCAGUUUUACCUGAAAACGUGCAGCUCAAGCAUGAGACACACCAGAGACGCGUGUCUUACAGGGACUCUAUGGACACUGAUCAGUUAAAAGCGAGACACAGUGUGAACCCAGCCUUAUUGUCCAGUGAUGCUCAUAGUAGAGUCCUGAAAAUAAAGUUUAAAGGAACUUCACAACACCCCAGUGUAAGCAGUUCAGCGCUCUAUGCACCCACUUCUCUCAGUGCUGUUACUUGUGCCAUAAGCCUUGCAGAAUGUCUUUUUUGAUGAGUUUGUGUUGCCUUCCUAAAUCCUCUAUCCUCUCUUUGAAAAUAUAACACACGCUCAUGUUGGUACACAUCGGACUGAAUAGAAACACCGGAUCACAUGAAGGACUGAACUUCUGUAGCAUAUUGCAUUCUUUUAUAGCUUCACAAAGUCAACUUGAACUUUAAGUUGUCUUACAAAGAGAUGCCAGUUGAUGCUUUUUCUUCUGCAUUACAGCUCGUUUGUGCUUCUGUUUCCAUGAGUAGUUCAGCACCAGGGCCUGGGAACUGAAUUAAUCAACUUUUACUGUCCUCAAAAUCACUUUGCCCACUUCCUUAGAUGCCUUCCUGCAUUUUUUUUUAAAUGUUUCUUCUUUUUUUUGUUUUUUUACUUUAUGAAAACAUAAGCAAAGUAUUGUUAUACUCAUUUUAAAGAUGCGAGUUGAAAGGAUGUGAAUCAGAUGACAAUGGAGGAAGAGUAAUUAAGGGAUUUUGUGAAUUUAAUGAGGGUUUUACUUUUUUUUAAUCUCUUUUUGUUGUCAUUUAAUUGGUGUAAGGGAUUUGUGUCCCUCUGUGCGUGUGGGUGAGCGUUUGUAUGUGUUUAUGUGUGAGCAUGAUGCAUGUCUGUGACCGUGACAGGCUAAUGUUUGUUACACCACUUGCGUGUAAUUAUUAUUUACAAUGUUAUAAACUGUAUGAAUGACCUGUAUAAUACAAAGACAAGGACUAUACAAAAUUAAUACAAAAAUAAAAAAAGUUUGAGUACAAAAACUGAA